Molecule: messenger RNA, 369 nt
Organism: Xyrichtys novacula (pearly razorfish)
Lineage: Eukaryota; Metazoa; Chordata; Actinopteri; Labriformes; Labridae
Source: the annotation of a GenBank genome assembly
AUGUACAGGGCCUACAGUCCAGGUCCCAAAGACCGUAGGAUCCAGUCCAGGUCAAACUCCCUCACCUGUCAUGUUUCCUGUCUCUCUCAAGUUGUCCUAUCAAAUUCCAAUAAAGGCGAGUUUCGGGUCACAAGCCCAGAACCCACUUCCCUCAAGUCCCCAAUGUCUCGUUGUCGGUCUCUAAGGUCCUGUCUGUACCCCUCAGGUCUAGUCAUGGUCCCUGAGAACGGGUCUGAGUCCUUGAGGUCAAAUUUAUUUCUCAGAAGUCAAUCAUGGUUUCCAGAGGUCAAGUCUGAGUCCCUAAGGCCAAGUCCAAGUCUCUCAGGUCAGGUUUUAGAGGUCAAAUCUGAGUCUCAAAGUCAGCUCUAA